CUCAGUCCAACAACUAUCCCUUCUGUUGUCACCGCCGCCCUUCAGCUUUCAAUCACUGCGUUUGUCCGACAUUCCUGACCUUUCGCUACUGUUUGCUUUAUUCUACCACCCUCGCAAUUCUCCCCCGUCGGCCCUCUACCUCGUGUCACUCUCUGCCUGUUCCCACGCCGGAUUACUUAGAGACCGACCUUUCACACCCUCGAGUUACGCCUUUUUCGCUGCCGCACUGUGACGCAUUCUGCCGUCGGAAAAAUACCCUUUUACUGUUCCGUUGUCGAGGAAGAGAAGAAUCAUGUGUUGCCCACUGUGACACACUCGUCAGGGAGAACCACUACUACCAGCGCUCCUCCGAUUCCUCCUCUUCAUUGCUCCAAAACACCCUCAGGAGAAGAUGAUGAGGCUCUCUCCCUCCGAUAUUCAGUCAUGGCUCAGAAUCCAAACGACCGUCCGGACGCUGCUUCUAUCAAGCCCGUUUCCUCCCUGAGGUCUCACUUUGAGGGUUUGAAAGUUUCUCAGCAACCUUCUGACGAACGAGGACCUAGUAUCCCACCAUCUCCCCUCGCAUUGCGACCCGUCGACGCCUCCUCCCCCUCUCCCGUUGUUCGGGCUUCUUUCGACCUUCCUCGACCCCUUUCACCAUGGGGAGGCACCACCCUUAUCACUCAGCCUUCAGCCAAAACAUCUACAAAAGGAACAGCAUCUCCUCCCAGAUUCACUCACAAAAGACCCAUGUCCAUGCUACUCCCUGCAUCUCCUCAGUUGGCCCCUUCAGUGAAGAUCGAUUCUCCCAGGUCUCCUCCUCGUACCUUCUUCGACCGAAGUGCCUCCCGAUCUCCGGAGCGAAUCGACGAUACUCCUUUUGCCAAAGUCCGUGAGCUAGUUUCUCAACAUUCGAGUCGAUCCUCCAGCCGACCCUCGAGUCCUCGACGCCCGAGUGUGGCGGCCGAUGUAGCAGCUUCUGUCAAAUCCCGCGAAGAUGAUCCGGAAGCAAAAGCUGCCACCAAGCAGCCCAUCAAGCCUCCUCCCCCUGUCAACCGCGCCGACAAGCCCAAGAUCCCUGCAAAGCCGGUAACCAUUGCUAUGCCCCCUCCUACCACCCUCGAUCCAGAUUCGCGCAGACCUUCAAUGGAUGCAAGAGUGUCUCCUUUCAGCACACCUCCAAGCAGCGAUGAGAGUUCACCGGCAAUGAGUCCUGAUCUCGCACCACCUUCUGUCUUGAGACCCUCAUAUCCCUCUCACUCGUCACCAAGACCUGUCCCAUCACCGAGCCCGACUCCUCCCUCUGAGCAAAGCCCGUCGAGGGGCAGUGAUCCCAGGACCAUGGGUUUCUCCUCCAGACCCUCUAUGGCCAGCGAGCGCAAGGAUCCACGCGCUAUGGGCUUCGCCAGCCCACACCCAGAAGCUCGACCCCCACCCCAACCUGCCCCCGUGCCUGCCAGGGCCAGCACAGUCUCAGACAGGGUAGUAAGGGAUCCGCGUGAUUUGGGCUUUUCGACUGUCAAACCCACUCCGCGGGUUGUUUCCGACCAGAUUCGACGAGUACCGUCUCCUCCGUCUGCCUCUGUCUCGAGAGCUCAGCCUCUUCGAGACCCCCGUACUCUUGGCUUCUCAAGCAAGACUGCUCAGGACCCUUCUCCGAGCGAUUUAGAACAUCGUCCGGGUCUUCCACCUCGACGCCCACUGGAGCCACCGCCUCGGCCUUCGAAUGAAUCAAAAUAUAAUAACCGUUCCGUGCAUGCUUUACCACCAACCACCACUCCAGAACGGCCAGAACGGCCAAAACGCCCAAUCUCAUCAGCUCCGGUCUCUCGUGCGCCAACAGCUUCCAUAGAUGGCCGCUUCCCGCCACCGCCUAAGCGUGGCAGUUUAGACGAUCACGAGCAGAUAGCCUCAGCGACCACAAGCCGAGCGCAAACCUUUUCAAGAGAUACUGUCCAUCAUCCCGAUGGGCUCCCCAGGAACUUGAGAGAUGACUCUGACGAUGCUGAGACGAUGGUUGAAGAACCUGCCACCACUCGCUCAGAGUACCCGGAUGCUACAAACACCAACCGUCGUCCGCCGUAUUGUAAAGAUUCUCCCUGGGAGAUUCCCACAAAGUCAGACUCGCGAAUUGUCGAUGUUUCCGGCAAAUUCCUGUGUACAGCGGGCUACACGACCAGGGUCUUUGACAUGUCUACCGGUGCCCAAGUCAUGAGCAUUAACCACGGUGAGACUGUCAAGGUCACGGCAGUUCUGUUCAAACCCGGCGCAGAUUUGGCUAGUGAGGGGCAACGACUCUGGCUGGGUACCAAUAUUGGUGACAUAAUGGAAGUCGAUAUCGACACCCACACCGUCAUGACCACCAACUCUUCUCACAACAAACGAGAGAUUGUCCGAAUACUUCGCAGCGGUCGUGAUGUGUGGACUCUGGACGAUGAUGGAAAGCUGUUUGUGUGGAAGGCCGACGAAACGGGCGUCCCCAACCUUAAAUAUAGCCAUGUCUCCCACAAGGUGCAAAAGGGCCAUACCUUUUCCAUGGCCGUGGAUGCCAAACUCUGGCUAGCGACAGGGAAAGAAAUCAGAGUGUACAAGCCAGGCAAUGAAUCCUCAUUUGCUGCUCUCACAAAGCCUUUGUCACAACACGGCAGCGGCGAUGUGACGUGUGGGACAUUCUCGACAGAAGGCGUGCAGAAAGCAUACUUUGGCCACAUCGACGGUAGAGUCACGAUCUACUCCAGAGAUGACUUCUCCUGUAUAGGCAACGUCAAGGCCAGUGACUACAAAAUCAACGCGCUGUCUUUCGUGGGUGACAGGUUAUGGGCAGCCUUCAAAACCGGGAUGAUCUACGUCUACGAUACAACCUCAUCACCGUGGAAGGUCAAAAAGGACUGGAGGGCGCACAACGGUCCAGUCACGGAUGUCCUACUAGAUCCUGCCAGUGUGUGGACAUUGCAACGCCUCCAAGUAGUGAGCAUUGGUCAUGACAAUUUUGUGAGACUAUGGGAUGCUGCGCUUGAAGAUGAUUGGAUCGAAAGUGAGAUGCAAGAAAGGGAUGUUGAGUACUGCAAAUUUCGUGAAGUCCGCGCCGCCGUCGUCACGUGGAACGUGGGAGCCUCGACGCCUUAUGAUCUGCGGAGUGACUUCAUAUCGGAUGCUAUUCAUGCCGAAGAUCCACCUGAAAUCCUUGUCUUUGGUUUUCAAGAGGUCGUCGAUCUCGAAGACCGUACUGUGACAGCCAAGUCGAUUCUUGGGUUCGGCAAGAAGAAGGAUACGGUCAAGACUGAACAGUAUCAAUCCCGAGUGUACCGAGAAUGGCGCGACUACCUCUCCAAAGUCAUAUCCCGGUACAGCACGCAUUACAACUACACUGAAGUGCACACCUCAUCCCUGAUUGGCCUGUUCCAAUGCGUCUUCAUCCGUCAGGUUGAACGUGCCAACAUUCGUGACUUGGAGGCGGCGAGUGUCAAGCUUGGUCUCAAGGGCCACUACGGCAAUAAAGGUGCACUUGUCACCCGAUUUGUCCUUGACGACAGCACGAUCUGCUUUGUCAACUGCCAUCUUGCGGCUGGUCAAACCCAUACCUCUCAUCGCAAUAACGACGUCGCCACAAUUCUCGAGGCCGAAGCACUUAGCUCACAACGGGACCCUGAUGAGCGAUCCUCGCUGUAUGUCGGUGGGGGAGACGGCACGCAGAUUCUCGACCACGAGAUUUGUAUCCUCAACGGAGACCUCAACUACCGCAUCGAUGCCAUUCCACGCGACACGGUGAUCCAAAUGAUCAAGCGGGGGGAGCUGACGAAACUGCUUGAACGUGAUCAGAUCAUGGUGUCGCGCCGCCGUGUGUCGGGUUUUCGAUUGGCACCUUUCAACGAGCUGCCCAUCAUGUUUGCCCCGACGUACAAGUACGACGUGGGCACGGAUAAUUACGAUUCGUCAGACAAAAAGCGAGCCCCUGCGUGGUGCGAUCGUCUUUUGUACCGGGGCUCGGGUCGCGUCAAGCAAAUCGAGUAUCGUCGGCAUGAAGUUCGCACGUCGGAUCACCGGCCGGUGAGCGGCAUAUUCAAAAUCCGGGUCAAAACGAUCGACAAGCGGCGAAGAGGUGAAGUCAAGGAGGACUGCUACCGACGGUUUGACGGCGUCAAAAAGGCGUUGGCUGAGAAAGUCAGCGUCGAGUACCUCGUUGGGGUUCUUGGCGUCGAAGCCCAAGAGGCGCGAGAUCUGUUGAGGGGUGCAUGACAGAGCGCAAGUAGCCAUGUUGAACUAGACCAAGGUAUGUUGACCAAAGUAGAUCGAGUUGGAGAACGAGGGCUGGAUCAUGGCAUGCGCCGAUGAAAGGAAGCUAGAACGCGAGAGGUGCCAUAUCCGGAGGAUAACGCGGAUAAAAUGCAUGAUAUAACGACCUGGAAAUUCUGGAAUGAGUGAAUGAAUCAAAAGAGUAU
Molecule: messenger RNA, 4418 nt
Organism: Exophiala mesophila
Lineage: Eukaryota; Fungi; Ascomycota; Eurotiomycetes; Chaetothyriales; Herpotrichiellaceae
Exons: 1
Coding region: 424-4215 (1263 amino acids)
Biological process (GO): phosphatidylinositol dephosphorylation
Molecular function (GO): phosphatidylinositol-4,5-bisphosphate 5-phosphatase activity; protein binding
Source: RefSeq, a predicted model, not a curated record